UAUAGUGCGGCAAGGCGCGGAGCUUGCAGUCACUUUGCGAGGAGGAGCGCGCGGGCUGCGGGCGGCUGGGGCAGCCGGGAGCGACGGCGGGCUAGCAGAGGCGGCCGUGGCAGCGGAAGGUUCUCUCUCCGGGGCUGGACUUAAUAACUUUGGAACUGUCCGCCGGUGUCACGUCCUGAACAUGAGCCUCCUCCUCUCCUUCUACCUGCUCGGGUUGCUUGUCAGUAGCGGGCAAGCUCUUCUUCAAGUGACAAUUUCACUUAGCAAAGUAGAGCUUAGUGUGGGUGAAUCUAAAUUCUUCACAUGUACAGCCAUUGGUGAGCCUGAGAGUAUAGAUUGGUAUAAUCCUCAAGGAGAGAAGAUCAUUUCCACGCAGAGGGUGAUGGUCCAGAAGGAAGGUGUCAGGUCACGACUAACCAUUUAUAACGCAAACAUAGAAGAUGCAGGGAUUUAUCGCUGCCAAGCGACAGAUGACAAAGGCCAGACACAAGAAGCUACAGUAGUUCUGGAAAUUUACCAGAAACUCACCUUCAGAGAAGUGGUAUCCCCUCAAGAGUUCAAGCAAGGGGAGGACGCGGAAGUGGUCUGCAGGGUUAGCAGCUCACCCGCCCCUGCUGUCAGCUGGUUGUAUCACAAUGAGGAAGUCACCACCAUUCCCGACAAUCGGUUUGCUGUGCUUGCAAACAAUAACUUGCAGAUUCUCAACAUCAAUAAAAGUGAUGAAGGUAUAUACAGAUGUGAAGGGAGAGUGGAGGCAAGGGGAGAGAUUGACUUCCGGGAUAUCAUUGUUAUUGUCAAUGUUCCACCAGUCAUUGUGAUGCCCCAGAAGUCCUUCAAUGCUACUGCAGAGAGAGGAGAAGAGAUGACAUUAACUUGCAGGGCCUCAGGCUCUCCAGAUCCUACCAUCUCUUGGUUUCGGAAUGGCAAGCUCAUUGAAGAAAAUGAAAAAUACAUUUUAAAGGGCAGUAAUACAGAGCUCACGGUCAGAAAUAUAAUCAACAAAGAUGGUGGUUCUUAUGUCUGCAAAGCCAUAAAUAAGGCAGGAGAAGAUGAAAAGCAGGCUUUCCUUCAAGUCUUUGUACAGCCGCAUAUAUUACAACUUCAGAAUGAGACAACAUCUGAGAAUGGUCAUGUCACACUCAUCUGUGAGGCAGAAGGCGAGCCUAUUCCAGAAAUCACCUGGAAAAGAGCAGUGGAUGGAGUCACAUUUUCUGAAGGUGAUAAGAGCCCAGAUGGCCGAAUUGAAGUCAAAGGGCAGCGGGGACAUUCAUCACUGCACAUCAGAGAUGUGAAGUUAUCGGAUUCAGGGAGAUAUGAUUGUGAGGCUGCGAGUAGGAUCGGUGGGCACCAGAGAAGCAUGCAUCUUGACAUUGAAUAUGCUCCUAAGUUUGUUUCAAAUCAGACAAUGUACUAUUCUUGGGAAGGAAAUCCAAUCAAUAUAAGUUGCGAUGUGACAUCAAAUCCACCUGCAUCAAUCCAUUGGAGAAGAGAGAAAUUGGUCUUACCAGCUAAAAAUACCACUCAUUUAAAGACAUACAGUGUUGGGAGAAAGAUGAUACUAGAGAUUGCCCCUACAUCAGAAAACGAUUUUGGACGAUAUAACUGCACUGCUACUAACCGUAUAGGAACAAGGUUUCAGGAAUAUAUUCUUGAGUUAGCAGCAAUGGUUGUCUUGAGCAGCCUGGAACCAAAUACAACUUAUGAAAUCAGGGUUGCAGCAGUAAAUGGAAAAGGGCAAGGGGACUACAGUAAAAUAGAAAUAUUCCAGACACUGCCAGUCCGUGAGCCAAGUCCUCCUUCCAUACAUGGACAGCCAAGCAGUGGGAAGAGUUUUAAAAUCAGCAUCACAAAACAGGAUGAUGGAGGGGCUCCUAUUUUAGAAUACAUAGUGAAAUACAGAAGUAAAGAUAAGGAAGACCAGUGGCUGGAGAAGAAGGUGCAGGGGAAUAAAGACCACAUUAUUCUGGAACAUCUGCAGUGGACGAUGGGCUACGAGGUGCAAAUCACAGCUGCCAACAGAUUGGGGUAUUCUGAGCCCACUGUAUACGAGUUCAGCAUGCCCCCAAAGCCCAACAUUAUUAAAGACACACUUUUUAAUGGUCUUGGGCUAGGAGCCAUUAUUGGCCUCGGAGUCGCUGCCCUCUUGCUAAUCCUUGUGAUAACAGAUGUCAGCUGCUUCUUCAUUCGACAAUGUGGGUUACUAAUGUGCAUUACUAGGAGAAUGUGUGGGAAGAAAAGUGGCUCCAGUGGAAAAAGUAAAGAACUUGAAGAAGGAAAGGCGGCGUACCUGAAAGAUGGGUCAAAAGAACCAAUAGUGGAAAUGAGAACAGAGGAUGAAAGAAUCACUAAUCAUGAAGAUGGCAGUCCAGUGAAUGAGCCAAACGAAACCACACCAUUAACAGAACCUGAAAAACUGCCUUUAAAAGAAGACAAUGGAAAAGAAGUCCUAAAUGCAGAGACUAUAGAAAUUAAAGUGUCUAAUGACAUCAUCCAGUCUAAAGAAGAUGAUGGCAAAGCAUGACCACAAGUUUCAGCACCUUGGUUAGCACCACAAAGAGCAAUUGGAUUGCCGUGACACUUUGACCAAAACUAUUCCAUUGACCUUAAUUUCUUGGAAAACGUCUAGCUUGGAAUAGCUUGUACACAUAUACAUAUGAUCAAUUCCUCCUGUCACAGUUCAUUUCCUUCUGUUAUUGCUGUUGUGGUUGUUGGUUUUGUUAAGUAUUUCAGUAUAAAGUCUUGAUUGGCACCAGUUUUGGGUAUCAGUUUGAUUCUAUGACUGAAGUGUUACAAUUUAUUAUAUGGCUUAAGGGCUUUUCUUUUUAAAUUUUUUUUUCAUGUAGCACCAACAAAUGUAUUUCAGCUCUCAAAAAUAUUAGGCUGUGAUAGAGGCAGAGCAAACUUAUUGUGAGAUAAAUGUGUACAAAAGCCCUGCAUGUUUAUGAAUCUUAUCUUGGGCAAACACACUAUUAAAAUGGCUUUCAGAUUAAGAUGAAGGCACAUAACAAAGGUUAUACUUUUUAUCAAGAAAAUUUCAGGGAACCCAGGCUGGAAGAAGCCAGUCAGUUAUCUUUUACAGAUAUUAGAGAGUGAAAAAAUGUUAGAGAACUCGUUUCAAAUUAUGACCACAUUGCAUUUUUGACAUUGAUCUUGGAUACAGUGAUACCAGGCCUAAACUGUUACAUAUCAGAAAGAAGAUUAGUUGUGUGUAAAAUUAGAUUAGAAAAACUCCCUAAAUCUUUUUUUAUGUAUACCAUAUUCACUCACAGUGGAUUACACAAAACGUAAAUGUAUUACAAGUAAAAAUGGUAUUGAUUUCUGCCCUCAGCUUCAAAUAAAAUGAAUUUAAAUGGGAAAA
Alexandromys fortis (reed vole) is the source of this 3358-nucleotide messenger RNA. It is a transcript of the gene Ncam2, whose product is annotated as neural cell adhesion molecule 2. The record is from RefSeq and is a predicted model, not a curated record. The transcript is spliced from 17 exons. Gene Ontology annotation, cellular component: membrane. Lineage: Eukaryota; Metazoa; Chordata; Mammalia; Rodentia; Cricetidae. Gene Ontology annotation, molecular function: protein binding. Gene Ontology annotation, biological process: cell adhesion. The coding region runs from base 182 to 2521 and encodes 779 amino acids.